Messenger RNA from Linepithema humile (Argentine ant), 681 nucleotides. It is a transcript of the gene mago, whose product is annotated as mago, exon junction complex subunit. Gene Ontology annotation, biological process: RNA splicing. Gene Ontology annotation, cellular component: catalytic step 2 spliceosome; exon-exon junction complex; nucleus. Lineage: Eukaryota; Metazoa; Arthropoda; Insecta; Hymenoptera; Formicidae. The record is from RefSeq and is a predicted model, not a curated record.
GAUUCAAUAUAAAUCAGCCUAAUGUUUGAUCAUGGCGGGCACUGUUUAUGCCGUCGAUAAUUAGAAGUGAUUGAAAGUGAUAAGAAAUCAUUGAAGAAGCACGGAGAAACAUUUUUAGCGUUUUGCAACGCUUUUGAGCGAUACCUGUAAAGAGGCAAAAUGUCGACGGACUUUUACAUACGCUAUUACGUCGGCCACAAGGGAAAAUUUGGCCAUGAAUUUCUCGAGUUCGAAUUCCGACCGGACGGUAAACUUCGCUACGCGAACAAUUCCAACUACAAGAAUGACACGAUGAUCCGCAAAGAGGCGUACGUACAUCAAUGCGUAAUGGAGGAGUUGAAGCGCAUUAUCCAAGACUCCGAGAUCAUGCAGGAGGACGACUCGCUAUGGCCGCAACCCGACCGCGUCGGCCGGCAGGAGCUGGAGAUCGUAAUCGGCGAUGAGCAUAUUUCGUUCACCACUUCGAAGACCGGCUCUCUCUUGGACGUUAACCAGUCGCGAGACCCGGAGGGAUUGCGAUGUUUCUAUUAUCUGGUGCAAGAUCUCAAAUGCUUGGUGUUUUCUCUAAUAGGACUGCACUUCAAGAUCAAGCCUAUAUAAAUCCGAGUUUUGUCAUUCGUUCAUUGAAAUUAUUGUAAUAAUUCUCUCCUAUUGUAAUAAAGUAUGAAGUAUUGGUAUUUA